Messenger RNA from Fonsecaea multimorphosa CBS 102226, 891 nucleotides. RefSeq lists its product as uncharacterized. The record is from RefSeq and is a predicted model, not a curated record. Lineage: Eukaryota; Fungi; Ascomycota; Eurotiomycetes; Chaetothyriales; Herpotrichiellaceae. Bases 1 to 891 code for a protein of 296 amino acids. The transcript has a single exon.
AUGAUCGCCUCGUCCUGGCUCAAACAGUCCAUCAUCACGGUGCUCUGCGUUCUCGGCAUCCCCUCGUACCUCUCGGCGCCCAAGCCCAUCUCGAUCCACCUCGACGGGCAAUCGAGCAUCACCGUGCCGGCCAACCGGGCCGUCGUGUCCCUCCACAUCUACGCCGAAGGGCCCAGGCAGGACAAGGUGGCGGAUGAAGUGCGCAGGACCGCCGACGACGUCCUGGCCACGCUCAGACCGCUCGCUCAAGUGCAAGCAGACCCGGUUCCGACCGUCAACGCGUCAUCGCCCACCGGCGACGACAUGGAGUAUGAGCCGGCCGUCGUCGACCUCUCCGUGACCACCUUCCGCAGCUACUCGUGGCAGAAGCCCGGCUCCUCGAUCCUGUCCCGCGACGCGCCGCAGUACCAAGCGAGCGUGGAGAUCGAGGCCGAGUUCCGCGCCCCCUUCGACCCGCUCGGCCUGCUGCUGGCGCAGGUCUCCAAGACGCCCGCGGCGUCGGUGCAAUCCCUGAAAUGGACGCUCGACGACCACACCAGAAAGAAACUUUUCUCCAAAUGUCGCUCCGAGGCCAUGGUCGACGCCCUCGACAAGGUCCGCGCCUACGUCCGGCCCCUGGGCAUGGACAAGGUCCGCGCCAUCAAACUCACCGAGAGCAACCCCCGACAGAGCCGCCACGUCGUCUGGGGGGAUGUCGACGGCUUGAGGUUCCAGCGCCACACCAGCCAUGAUGAGCACGCAGAUUUCAAGGCCCAGAUGGACGAGGCCGACGUGGAUACCGAGACGUUCGGGCUGGAGCCCGGCACGCUGGAGAUCGCCGCGCAGGUCGAAGGUGAGUUCUGCGCGUGGAAGACUGGCUUGGAGGCCUGGUUUAGGAGAGGCGGUGUCUGA